AGGGGAUUGACUAGGAUCUGCGCACUGCUGGAGCUGUGGAACCUUUGGGUAGUAAGUGAUGACCGCCUACAGGUUUGAAUCACCAGCAGCUCAGAGGAAGGAGGAAGAAGUGCCUGAUUUCGUUAUUAUUUCUGGGAUGUCUUCAUGAGAGAUUGAAAUUUGUGAACAUCAUUAGAGCUGAUCCAGAUAAGACAAACAUAGAGCAUCCCAGUUGCCGGCAGUGUCCUGAGGACCAAAGAAAAUGACCAAGGCUCAGGAAUCACUGACAUUCAACGAUGUGGCUGUCAGGUUCACCGGGGAGGAAUGGCAGCUCCUGAACCCGGCUCAGAAGAUGCUCUAUCAGGAUGUGAUGUGGGAGAACUAUCGCAACCUGGUUUCCAUCGAGAGCCAGAAAGGUGAUGAUCAUUUGCUUGAGUACUGGCAACAUGAAAGAAGUGUGGACAAAGCCGAACAAUGCUAUAACUUUAAUACAUUGAAAAACAUUCUUCAUCAGAACCAAAAUAAUUUUCCUCUAAAGGAUGAGAUACUUGGCUUGCAUGAAAAAAUUGUAAAAUCAGAUUUCAUCAUGCUGGCAUUAAAUCAGAACAGUAGCAGCAAAAUACAGAAGUCAGUUGUGCUCAGUGGAGAUGAGAAAACUUUUCUCGAAGUUGAACAAGAGCAAUUUUGUACUGCAAUGAAAUUCACUGAGUAUGAAAAAUCCAGUAGCAUGAAGGCACAAUGCAUUCAGCAUCAGGAAUCUGACAAAAUUGAGAAACCACGCAUGGGUGAUAAAUGUGGGAAACCCUUCUUGGAGGAGUCUUUGCUCUGUGAGCACCAGAUCAUUCAUAUUCUAGAUAAGACCUGUGAAUGCAGUCGGUGUGGGCAAGGAUUCGACCGAGUAUUCAAACUCACUGCACAUUAUCGAUUAGCUCAUAAAGGACAAAAACCACAUACAUGUUUGGAAUCUGGCAAAGUUUUUCACAGUAAAUCAUACCUCAAGGAACAUCAGAAAACUCAGGAGGCAGGGAUGCCCUGUGUGUGUAGUGCACAUGGGAAAGGCUUCACCAGGAACAGUGAUCUCACUGUUCAUCAGCGAACUUGUACUGGAGAGAAACCUGAUGUGUGUGUUGAGCAUGGUAAAGGCUUCAUUCAGACAGAACAUCUCAGCACUCAUCUACACACUCAUACUGGAGAAAAACCUUAUGUGUGUGGUGAGUGUGGGAAAGCUUUCAGCCAGAAGCGAUGUCUUACAGCACAUCAGGUAUUUCACACAGGAAAGAAACCCCAUGUAUGUGGAGAAUGUGGAAAAGCCUUUAGCAGGAAAAAUAACCUCACUGAUCAUCAGCGAACUCAUACUGGAGAGAAACCCCAUGUGUGUGGCGAAUGUGGAAAAGCCUUUACCUGGAAGAAUGUUCUCACUGAUCAUCAGCGAACUCAUACUGGAGAGAAACGCCAUAUAUGUGGUGAAUGUGGAAAAGCCUUUAUCAGGAAGAGGAACCUCUCUGUUCACCAGCGAACUCAUACUGGAGAGAAACCCCAUGUAUGUGGUGAAUGUGGAAAAGCCUUUACCAGGAAGAAGAACCUCACUGUUCAUCAGCGAACUCACACUGGAGAAAAACCUUAUAUAUGUGGUGAAUGUGGUAAAGCUUUCAGCCAGCCGCAAUGUCUUAAAGCACAUCAGACAUUUCACACAGGAGAGAAACCCCAUGUAUGUGGUGAAUGUGGAAAAGCCUUUAUCUGGAAGCAUGGCCUCAUUGUUCACCAACGAACUCAUACUGGAGAGAAACCCUACGUAUGUGGUGAAUGUGGAAAAGCCUUUUUCAGGAAAAAGAACCUCACUAUUCAUCAGCGAAUUCAUACUAGAGAAAAACCUUAUGUAUGUGGUGAGUGUGGUAAAGCUUUCAGCCAGAAGCAAUGCCUUGUAAUACACCAGACAUUUCACACAGGUAAGAAGACCCAUGUAUGUGGUGAAUGUGGAAAAGCCUUUAUCUGGAAGAAGAAGCUCACUGCUCAUCAGCGAACUCAUACUGGAGAGAAACCCCAUGUAUGUAGUGAAUGUGGAAAAGCCUUUAUCUGGAAGAGUAAGCUCACUGUUCAUCAGCGAACUCACACUGGAGAAAAACCUUAUGUAUGUGGUGAGUGUGGUAAAGGUUUCAGCCAGAAGCGAUGCCUUACAGCACAUCACAGAUUUCACACAGGAAAUAAGCCCUUUGCUUGAAUUAAAUGUGGAAAAUCUUAUGUGGAAGUCAAGUAUCAUUUAACAUGAGAAAUUCUUAACAAGAAAGCCUUUCAAUGGGGUGAGUUUAAGAAGGAUUUCAAACAAAGGAAGAGAUAUUAGGGUUUGUUCAGAGCUGAGUGCGGGAUGAGACGAUUAUGGCUUCCCAUGUAGCUACCCGUACUCUGAAUUGCUGUCACUGUACUGACAUGGCCCACUAGUGUGGGGAGAGGUACUUCCAGACUUCUGAAUGGCACAUGGGCACCUUCUCUUAAAGCUUUUAGUGCCCGAAAGAGGACUGGACCUGUUGUUUCUGGAUCACACCCAUGCCAAGCAAUAGAGUCUAUCCAGAUGCCAGUAGUGCCCGCCCCACAUGCAUGCACUUUGUUAGCCCCCCGUAGACAGCACAAAAACACCAUAAAACGAGAGUGAAGAAAAUACAAGAUUUAUGGGAACAAGUAGUCCAGAGGACAAAUGGACCACAGCGAAACUCAGCUUCCUUGACCCUGAGCCCAGAAGAACGAGAUGGUGCCAAGCUUCCAUUGCUAAUUACUCUGAAAGGGAUCACAGAAGAGGGUCCUGAGUAGAGUGGGAGAACAAAGUGGAACAAAACCCCAAAUCAUAAAAGAGACCAGGUUUACUGAUCUCAUGGAGACUUAGAAUCCCCAGACUAUGCCCUUUAGCGACUCUUCACUCCUGGAAAUGUACUCACUCCUCUGACUCAGCGGUCAGCCCAACAAUAUGCAGGCUUGGAGGGGAAGACUAACAUCUGGGAGGUAUACACUCCUUAGAACAACCUACCGGACAAAAUCAAAAGGAUAGCAUUUGCCGAUGGAUUAAAAACACUUGAAAGCAGGAAGGGAUGGGAAACAGGGAUAAAUAAUGAUAAAACACACGGAGACUGGAAGUGGAAGUGGUUGGUAUAUCUUGGGGACUACAAUCUGUGUAUGAAUUCUUAAAUGGAAAUACAAUUUAGUCUGUAGAUUUUAAAUCAUAAAACUUUUUAAAAAAUGAA
Molecule: messenger RNA, 3209 nt
Organism: Echinops telfairi (small Madagascar hedgehog)
Lineage: Eukaryota; Metazoa; Chordata; Mammalia; Afrosoricida; Tenrecidae
Product: zinc finger protein 2 homolog
Exons: 4
Coding region: 242-2197 (651 amino acids)
Biological process (GO): negative regulation of transcription by RNA polymerase II
Molecular function (GO): DNA-binding transcription repressor activity, RNA polymerase II-specific
Source: RefSeq, a predicted model, not a curated record